Molecule: messenger RNA, 408 nt
Organism: Tuber aestivum (summer truffle)
Lineage: Eukaryota; Fungi; Ascomycota; Pezizomycetes; Pezizales; Tuberaceae
Source: the annotation of a GenBank genome assembly
AUGACGGCACUGGAGGGGCAGAAAACCGAGUUUUCAUUUAGUGAAGGUAGACAGAAGGAGUAGAAAUUGGUGUACGGGAAUUAUGCGGAAUUAGUAAAGAAGAUCUCUGUGGAGUGUCGGGUUGCGGUGGAGCACUCGGCGAAUGAGAUUCAGAGGAAGAUGUGGGAGGAGUAUGCCCAGUCGUUUGAUAUCGGGUCUAUUCAAAGGCACAAGCAGUCUCAGAAGUACUGGGUACAGGAUAAGGGUCCCCGGGUAGAAGCUAAUAUAGGCUUUAUCGAGACAUAUCGUGAUCCGGCUGGUGUUCCUGCAGAUUGGGAAGGCUUUGCGGAAAUGGUGAACGAAGAGCGGGCGAGAACCUACGCAGAGCUAGUCGGGCGUGCAGAGGACUUUAUCGCGUGGUUACCCUAG